AAAGUUAAUAAUAUACAAGUUAAGAUUGGAGAGGGGGAAUGGCAUCUUCUUCUGAUCAUCUGAUCUGAACAAAAAAACAACAACAAAAACAUGCAUGCAGCAGGUGGGAUAACUGCUAUUUUUAUUUGCUUUAUAGAUUGAACCAAUAUAAGAAGAAGCUAGGAAGGUGUGAUGCUGAUUAAUUCACUCAAUCGAUGCUGGCUUCUUGCAACCGUAGCCAGAAGAUUUAGUUCUGCAAAUCUGAAAAGUGUCAGCAUGCAGAAAAUUAAUUAUGACAGAUUUGUCAACGCGCUGUCAGCCAGGAGAAAACCCUCUCCAAUUCGAGAACUGACCAAGCUGUACGCAAGUGCUCCUGCUGGCACAAUUUUCCUGGCAGGCGGAAUUCCCAAUGGCUCCACUUUUCCGUUCAGCCAAAUGACUGUGGAAUUGAAAGACGGGUCGUCGUUAAAAAUUAGUGGCAAAACUAUGGAAAAUGCUCUUCAGUACCAACCUACCCCUGGGUACCCUGCUCUUAUACAUCAGCUAAAAAAGUUCCAGUCGGAAGUGCACAAAUUAAAAGAAUUGUUCUGGAUGAAAAAUGACUUGCUUGUUUCAACUGGGAGUCAAGAUGCUCUUUGCAAAGCUUUGGAGAUGAGUCUUGAGGAGGGCGACCCUAUUCUAGUUCAGGAGCCAAUUUACCCUGGAACUUCAGCUAUUAUUAGGCCAUUAAACGCCAAAAUGGUCCCGAUAGCUCAAGACGAAGAAGGAAUAAUUCCGUCUGCAUUGGAAGAUGUUUUAUCGACGUUCGGAACUGCCGAGGAAGUGUCUGCCAAAUCAAACGGAGUGCCAAAACUUUUGUAUUUAAAUUCAACUGGAGCAAAUCCGACUGGUGCCACAAUUUCCACCUUGAGGAAAAAGGAAAUUUACAAAAUCGUCUGCGAGUACAAUCUGGUCAUUAUGGAAGACGACCCUUACUACUUUUUGCAUUUUGAAGAGCAAGACCCUGUCAGUUUCCUUUCAAUGGAUGUUGAAGGUCGAGUGUUGCGGUUUGACUCGUUUUCCAAAAUCUUAAGCUCGGGUCUCCGAAUUGGUUUCGUCACUGGCCCUAAAGAUCUAGUCCAUCGAAUUGAGCUCCACACACAAGCCUCAACCAUGCACACAUCAGCUUUUUCACAAGUAGUUGUGAGUACUCUUUUGGAAGAGUGGGGCUCGGCUAAAUUACAGCAGCAUUUUAAGUCAAUCCAAAAAUUUUACAAAGAUAAAAGGGAUUGCAUGCUGGCAGCUGCAGAUAAACACCUGAAAGGUCUGGCGGAGUGGAACGUACCAAAAGCCGGAAUGUUCCUCUGGAUCAGGGUCCCUGGAAUUGCCGACACAAAGAAGCUGAUCACAGAGGGUGGAAUUUUGCACGGAGUCAUUUUGGUGCCUGGAAAGGACUUUCUUUGCACCGACGAUGCAAAAAGUCAAUACUUUCGGGCAUCAUAUACUGUAGCCUCUCCGCAAGAUAUUGAUAAGGGGUUUGAGAGGCUUGCAAAUUUGAUUCGAGAAGAGAACAAAUGAAUGCAUUCCAUGUGAAGGGCUCUGUUAAUACAUUUUGAUAAACAUGUUAUUUACAUUUUUUAUAUCACUAAUAUAUUAAACAUAAGUGUAUUUUUGUAUGCUGGAAUAAAAAAAAACACCAAUUUUAUUUU
Molecule: messenger RNA, 1667 nt
Organism: Neocloeon triangulifer
Lineage: Eukaryota; Metazoa; Arthropoda; Insecta; Ephemeroptera; Baetidae
Product: kynurenine/alpha-aminoadipate aminotransferase, mitochondrial-like
Exons: 9
Coding region: 172-1536 (454 amino acids)
Biological process (GO): biosynthetic process
Molecular function (GO): L-kynurenine:2-oxoglutarate transaminase activity; pyridoxal phosphate binding
Source: RefSeq, a predicted model, not a curated record